GGAAUUCGGUUUCCAAUCAGUCACUGUUGUUGUUGUCUGCAAGCAGCUAGCAGCCUCUCUAACCUAAGUUUUGAGCAACAAAAGUCCAGAAGUUUUAGAAUCAAUACUAUGGAGGAUACUUUUGGCGAUGACGACUUCUUCAGUGAUGGUGAUGGAGAACCUAUCACUGCUCAGAAAGUGUUACAAACCUUGGAAGAGGCUUGGUUGAAUGAGAAAUUCUGCCCAGAUUUGCUCCCGUCUCAGGCAGACUAUGUUGAAUGCAUGAUGGAGCAGAUACAACAAAUGGAAGAAAAUGUCAACAAGUUGAAGAAGAAUGAUUUUAGAGUUGAAGUACAUCACAUGGAACUAGCAAGAAUAAGGUAUACAAUUACAAGCUAUCUGAGAUCUAGAUUAGAGAAGAUCGAAAAAAACACUGCCUACAUCUUGGAGCAGGAAGCACUUCGAGGCCCAGAAAAUUCCUACUUGUCUGAAGGAGAGCUGAUUUUUGCAAGGGACUUUCUAGCACUUCAAGAAAAUCACUGCAAACAACUGGUACUACAACAUGUGCCACCACCUUUCCAAGAUUUUAUGCCUACUCAGCAAUCUUUAGUGCCGAACCUUCGGAGUCAUGUUUUUUUACGGGCAAAGAAAGAUGUUGAUGGAGUUGUUAUUGAAGGAGACCGUGACAGUAGAGAUGAAGAAGUCGAUUUAGAAGAGAAUUCACAGCAUAUCAUGCAAUAUAAGCCUAUUGCCAAUUUUGUAAAGGAUGGUACUAUUCAACUAAUUUAAUUUUACUUAUUGUGUCUGUAAAGUUUCACUGCCUCUUACUAAAAAAUUCCUUUCAUGGGUCAUCAUUGUUAAUCUGUUAUAAAUUGUUGAUAAAAUUUGGUAAAUACAAAUCUUUGUUAAGAAAA
Molecule: messenger RNA, 893 nt
Organism: Thrips palmi
Lineage: Eukaryota; Metazoa; Arthropoda; Insecta; Thysanoptera; Thripidae
Gene: Sld5
Product: DNA replication complex GINS protein SLD5
Exons: 1
Coding region: 109-768 (219 amino acids)
Biological process (GO): DNA-templated DNA replication; double-strand break repair via break-induced replication
Cellular component (GO): GINS complex
Source: RefSeq, a predicted model, not a curated record